Molecule: messenger RNA, 3481 nt
Organism: Mustela erminea (ermine)
Lineage: Eukaryota; Metazoa; Chordata; Mammalia; Carnivora; Mustelidae
Gene: STAT4
Product: signal transducer and activator of transcription 4
Exons: 24
Coding region: 738-3221 (827 amino acids)
Biological process (GO): defense response; regulation of cell population proliferation; cytokine-mediated signaling pathway
Molecular function (GO): RNA polymerase II cis-regulatory region sequence-specific DNA binding; DNA-binding transcription factor activity, RNA polymerase II-specific
Source: RefSeq, a predicted model, not a curated record
CGCUGCGCCCUGGGUCUCUGCGCGCGGCGGGUCGUCCGCGGCCCCGAGGGCACGACGUCACGGACGCCCGGGGCAGGGGGCGCAGGUGCCGCAGGGGGCGCAGGUGUCGGGGACACUCGCGCUCAGACCCCGCAUCCGCGGCGGGAGGGACGCCGGUGGCGGUGCGGACGCGUGUCCCCGGGAAGGGACCCCGCGUCUCAGGCGGCUCCUCGGAGCCGCGGGCCGGGCAGCGGACGGGGCGCCUGGGUCCGGAGAACCCCGGAGCUGGGGUGGCUGCGGCUUGGACGAGGAGGAGGGACGCUGAGGGCAGGUCCGCUCCCGCGCACGUCAGAGCCGCGUGGCGCUGUCCGCUCCCAGACGGCAGGACGAAAAGCCGCCUUACCUGGGCCGGACGUUCAGCGACGACAGACAGGCACCCGGUGUCCGGAGACACGCGCUGUCGCCUUCCGGGGGUGGGAGAAGUGGCCCCGGAGGGCGGGCCCCGCAGAGCGCGAGGAAGGGAGAGGAAGGACCAAGGCCUUUCUAGAGGCUUCAACAGAGAGGAGGGUGCCCUGGGGUGCCCUGGGCCACACCCCUUACCCUUCCCGUCUUCAGCCUCAAGUUCCGCUCUCUGGGAGGUGGACCCAGGUCCUGGGAGUAAUGAACCGAACUCGGGGACAGGUUGCGUCCAGUUACUUCUCAGUGGGAAAAUAGAUUUUCAUCCGAAUCACAGCAAGGAUUUAAGAAAAAUAGCAAUAAUGACUGUAAUGGUGUUUUCAACUCAUGUGCUCUCACCGUUGUGGAGAGCAAGUGGACAGGAUACAGCAGGACAAUGUCACGGUAGCAUGGGGGCAAAUGGUCCAAUUCUGUGUGAUCUGCAGGUACAGGCAGAUACCCGUGUAGACAGGUGGAUACAGAUAUCCAGCAUCUGCAAAGACAGCUGUAUCUGGUUUCGGGAGACCUCAGAUCGGUCCUUAGGAGCGAUGCAUCUUGGCAUGUCUCAGUGGAAUCAAGUCCAACAAUUAGAAAUCAAAUUUUUGGAACAAGUAGAUCAAUUCUAUGAUGACAACUUUCCUAUGGAAAUUCGACAUCUGUUGGCUCAAUGGAUUGAAAAUCAAGACUGGGAGGCGGCUUCCAACAAUGAAACCAUGGCAACAAUUCUUCUUCAAAACUUGAUAAUACAACUGGACGAACAGUUAGGUCGCGUUUCCAAAGAGAAAAACCUGCUCUUGAUACACAAUCUGAAAAGAAUUAGGAAAGUUCUUCAGGGAAAAUUUCAUGGCAAUCCAAUGCACGUAGCUGUGGUUAUUUCAAACUGUUUAAGGGAAGAGAGAAGAAUAUUGGCUGCAGCCAAUAUGCCCGUUCAGGGUCCUCUGGAGAAAUCCUUACAAAGUUCUUCAGUUUCAGAAAGGCAGAGGAAUGUGGAACACAAAGUGGCUGCCAUUAAAAAUAGUGUACAGAUGACAGAACAAGACACCAAGUAUUUAGAAGACCUGCAGGAUGAAUUUGACUACAGGUACAAAACAAUUCAGACAAUGGACCAGGGGGACAAGAACAACGCCCUCAUGAAUCAGGAAGUUUUAACUCUGCAAGAAAUGCUUAACAGUCUUGACUUCAAGAGAAAGGAAGCGCUCAAUAAGAUGACCCAAAUCGUCAACGAGACGGACGCGUUGGUGAGCAGCGCGCUGACGGAGGAGCUGCGGGACUGGCAGAGGCGGCAGCAGAUCGCCUGCAUCGGGGGGCCGCUGCACAACGGGCUCGACCAGCUGCAGAACUGCUUUACACUGUUGGCAGAAAGUCUGUUCCAGCUCAGAAGGCAACUGGAGAAAUUAGAGGAACAGUCGACUAAAAUGACAUACGAAGGGGACCCCAUUCCCAUGCAAAGAGCACAUCUGCUAGAAAGAGUCACCUUCUUGAUCUACAGCCUUUUUAAGAACUCAUUUGUGGUUGAACGACAGCCAUGCAUGCCGACCCACCCCCAGAGACCGAUGGUACUUAAAACUCUUAUUCAGUUCACGGUCAAGCUAAGACUACUAAUAAAAUUGCCAGAACUAAACUAUCAGGUAAAGGUGAAAGCAUCAAUUGACAAGAACGUUUCAACUCUAAGCAAUCGAAGAUUUGUCCUUUGUGGAACUCAUGUCAAAGCCAUGUCCAUUGAAGAAUCUUCUAAUGGGAGUCUCUCAGUAGAAUUUCGACAUUUGCAACCGAAGGAAAUGAAGUCCGGUGCCGGAGGCAAAGGAAAUGAGGGUUGUCACAUGGUGACUGAAGAGCUUCAUUCUAUAACCUUCGAAACACAGAUCUGCCUCUAUGGCCUGACCAUAGAUUUGGAGACCAGCUCGUUACCUGUGGUGAUGAUUUCCAAUGUCAGUCAGUUACCUAACGCUUGGGCAUCCAUCAUUUGGUACAAUGUGUCAACCAGUGAUUCACAGAACUUGGUUUUCUUUAAUAACCCUCCAUCUGCCACUUUGAGUCAGCUCCUGGAAGUGAUGAGCUGGCAGUUUUCAUCGUACGUCGGCCGUGGCCUUAACUCAGAUCAGCUCAAUAUGUUGGCAGAGAAACUUACAGUCCAGCCUAGCUACAAUGAUGGUCAUCUCACCUGGGCCAAGUUCUGCAAGGAACACUUACCUGGUAAAUCAUUUACCUUUUGGACAUGGCUUGAAGCAAUAUUAGAUCUAAUUAAGAAACACAUUCUUCCUCUUUGGAUAGAUGGGUAUGUCAUGGGCUUUGUUAGCAAAGAGAAGGAGCGCCUCUUGUUAAAGGAUAAAAUGCCUGGAACCUUUUUGUUACGAUUCAGUGAAAGCCACCUCGGAGGGAUAACUUUCACCUGGGUCGACCAUUCCGAAAAUGGAGAAGUGCGAUUCCACUCUGUGGAACCCUACAACAAAGGCCGGUUGUCCGCUCUGCCGUUCGCCGACAUCCUUCGAGACUACAAGGUUAUUAUGGCUGAAAACAUUCCCGAAAACCCUCUGAAGUACCUUUAUCCUGACAUUCCCAAAGACAAAGCCUUCGGUAAACACUACAGCUCCCAGCCAUGCGAAGUUUCAAGACCAACAGAAAGAGGGGACAAAGGUUACGUUCCAUCUGUUUUUAUACCCAUCUCAACAAUCCGAAGUGAUUCAACUGAACCACAUUCUCCAUCAGAUCUUCUACCCAUGUCUCCAAGUGUCUACGCCGUGCUGAGAGAAAACCUGAGUCCCACAACAAUCGAAACUGCAAUGAAGUCUCCGUAUUCUGCUGAAUGACAGGAGAAAUUCUGGACAGUCAAAAGAAGGAAGCAAAUGAAAAAGCUUAAAGACUGAUCUUUGCCAACAGUCGUACUUAUUUCUUCAGCUUUGUACAUACCAGUUUCCAGGAAAUGGUUGAAGUCUGAAGCUCUCCUCUCACUGGCAUGACACCACUAACUGGGAAUGUCCUGACUAAAAUGCUAAAAACCGAAGCUUCAGAUAAACUUGCAAGAUAAGACACUUUAAGAAACCAGUGUUAAUAUAACAUCAACAAAAAA